Chara braunii is the source of this 6541-nucleotide messenger RNA. NCBI's taxonomy places the organism in Eukaryota, Viridiplantae, Streptophyta, Charophyceae, Charales, Characeae. The record is from the annotation of a GenBank genome assembly.
CCAUGGUCUUCUAUUAACAGAGGGAGACCCAAAGCAAUCUAAGCUUUUGGUCUUCUAGGGACAGCGGCCCGUCUGGGCAAGUGGUCCCAGGCCACUAGAUUUUAAACAAAAACAGCUACUCACAAAAGAAGGUUUGAAAUGAAAUGCUCCCUGUGCAUGCACCAAUUAUGACCAGAUGAGGGCAUGCAGCCCAGUGUUUUCGACGCCAUUGUACGCCUGCUGCAAUGGAUGUUACCAGCUCUUUUCUCCCAGUGCAGUCACAUGACGAGGGCGUGCAGCCCAGUGCCACGUCACAGUGCCAGAUCAGCAGUGCCACUUCAACAGUGCCACGUCACAGUGCCAAGUCACAGUGCCACGUCAGCAGUGCCACGUCACAGUGCCAGAUCAGCAGUGCCACGCCAGCAGUGCCAGGUCACAUUGCCACGUCAGACAUAGUGCCACGUCAGACACAGUGCCACGUCAGCAGUGAUGUUCGACACAGUGCCAUGUCAGCAGUGCCACGUCAGCAGUACCACGUCAGACAGUGCCACGUCAGCAGUGCCACAUCAGCAGUGCCACGUAAGCAGCAGUGCCAGGUCAGCAACAUCACGGGCCUGCCAGGCCAACUGGCCAAUGAGACCAUUGCCGCCUACAAGCAGCGUUGCCUGGCUCAGAUAGAGGCUGAGGAACAACGCCUGCUGGCAGUCGAGGCAGCAGCAGCAGAGAAGCUGCGGCUACAGGCCGAUGCAGACGCAGAUGCCCAGGCUCGCCGCAAGGAAGCCCAGGAUCUGCUGCAGCGGCAUGAAGCCAACAGCAUCGACAGACUCGAGUACUGGCAUUUUAAACCGAAGGGCGACGAGGCAACAUCGGAAGAGAAGCACAAGGAGUUCCUCUCCAAACUCGUGACGCGGUUGUUGUAUGCUUGCAACUACCAACGGUCAGAGUUGGAGAGACAGUACCGGGACCUGACGCAACAGCAUCAGGAGUUGGCGACGCUCCGCCGCACAGUGCAGAGCCACGAGGAUGCAGCUCGGGCACUCAAUGCCCGAUUGUUGGACCUGGAACAAGCUGUACCAGGACCAGUUGCUGGAGCUUCCAACAGUGCACCCUCAAGCCGCCAACUGGAGGACCGCGUUGACCACGUAGUGGCAAUGCUCGGCGACAUCAGCACCUUCGCUGCGCCGACCACCACCAUCAGCAGUCAGCUGCAUACAUUGAAGACCGAGGUCCAGAUGCUGCAGUCGACGAACGCGGACGACAAUCCAAAAAUGUACAAGAUGCCAACUUUCAACCUGGAGAGGUUCGACGACUACACGCAGCAGGAUCCCGUCCAGGAUUCUGGCAGUAGCCAAGCAUGCACCUGGUUGAGCCACCUGGCAACCUCCCACGGCGUCUACGUACCAGACUUGAAGGACGUAAUCACAUGGGAGGAACUGACACAGCUGUGGAAGAAGCAGUUCAUCGUCGACGACGCGCCGACACUCGCCAUCAACCGUUUGUUCACCAUGUCACAGGGCAACACAGCAACACGGGACUGGCUCACGGAGUGGCAGAAGAUUGCGGCUGUGCCCAAUCUGAACCUACCAUUCGAGCAUCUACGCCGUGAGCUCUACAACAGGUCCUGUGCGGCAUUGAGCCAGGCUCUUGGUGAUCGCGAGCAGUACUUAACCUUCGCGGAGAUCAUUGACAAAGCGAGGGAGAUCAUCAAGACCAACAGGUCAGUUGCACACGAGAAAUCAACAUCAUGGCAGCCGACCUAUGUGGAGAAGGUACGAACUGGUCCGCAACAGCAGCACUUCGCUGCAGUCCAGCAGGACAGUGGAGAUAACCCAGCAGCCACUCCAGCAUCAAGUGACGGAGAUCAGGUGGCCGCUGUCCAGCCGCGAAGCACCAACAAGUCCCGCAACAAUAGGAAGGCGAAAUCCGCAUCACAGGCCGGAAAUGGACAACCAGGACAGUUGCCAUGGGUCAAGUUUGGCUUGACCGAGGCGGAGUACAAGCUUGGGAAACUGAGCUCCGCGGAAGGUGAGGCGACUCCACCUUCUACUCCGCUAGAUUCGGCCGCCUUGCCAGCGGCCUCCUGCACAUCUGGGGAGGAUGCGAAUGUCGCAAGUCCUCGGUAUACUUACGAGGAUUAUGCUGUCCACUUGGUUCCACCACUGGACCAACCGCUCCACGUGCAACAGUCCACCGCAUGCACGGUUUCAUCACCAUCAGCAACCGAUUCGGCAGCUUCGCCGCAAUCUAUCGCCGGGGAUUCGACGUCAUGGUCAAGACUUGAAGAGCUCGACCCAUUGACGUUCACGGACUUCCAGUGGAUGCCCGUUCCCUCGACCGGACGAUUGCCGAAACCGCAUUGUAACGUGCUUAUGGCACAAUUGGAGGACUACUUGCACACUGUAGUACCAGCUCCGUUGAUGGACGCCGGAGCAGAGGUUGUCGACCUUCACGCUUUCAUCGCGAAGAUCGACCGCGAGUUCAAGACGCAACGGUACGACGACAUCGACGCACCAUUGCUAUACAUACGCAUUCAGAUCGGAGAGGCGACCUGCAGUGCCUUGAUCGAUUGCGGAGCAUCUCGCAACUACAUCAGCCAGGACUUCAUGGUACGCGCCGGCCUUGGCCCACGUGUCCGGAGGAAGUCCCAGCCUACACAAGUCACUCUGGCAGACGGUCAUACGCAGAAGUUCAUCGACCGGUGCAUUCACGCCGUCCCAGUGUACUUUGCCCCUCACGCAAGUGAGGCGGUGUCCUUUGAMAUUCUGGACACCAAAUUCGACAUGAUCUUGGGCAUGUCAUGGCUGCGAAGCAAGGAUCACCCGGUGAACUUCUUCAACCGCACCGUUCACGUUCGUGACCGGAACGGAGUAUUAGUUCCAUGCGCGGUGCCUCUUCCUCAUCCUUCGAUCAGCUGCCACGUGGUAUCCGCCGCAAGCAUGCGAGCUUCCAUCAUCCGAGACGACAUCGAGGAGAUGGGGGUGUGUUUUCUCCACGCCCUCCCGCCAUAUGACGCUUCAUCGACGGACUCACCUUCGGAUCCACGCAUCACCGAACUUCUCAACGCCUGCAGCGACGUGUUCGAAGGCCCGCACGGAGUAGUACCGGAUCGACCCAUCCGCCACGAGAUCAUCCUCGAGGACGAGGCCGUACCUCCGCGCGGUUGCAUCUACCGAAUGAGCGAGGAAGAGUUAAGUGUGCUUCGGGCACAACUCGACGACCUUCUAGAGAAAGGCUGGAUUCGGCCUAGCUCAUCGCCAUGCGGUGCUCCUGUUCUCUUCGUCCGGAAGAAGAACAAGGACCUGCGGUUGUGCAUCGAUUAUCGCAAGCUCAACACGCAGACGAUCAAGAACGUCGGCCCUCUCCCACGCAUCGACGACCUUCUCGAGCGAUUGGGCGGCGCCCAGUUCUUCUCUAAGCUGGAUCUCAAGUCAGGGUACCACCAACUCRAGAUUCGCAAGGAGGAUCGCUACAAGACCGCGUUCAAGACUCGGUGCCAUUUCGAAUGGCUGGUCAUGCCAUUUGGCCUUACGAAUGCCCCAGCCAUUUUCCAAGCGGCUAUGACGAUGGACCGGAGUCUGGACGAGCAUGUGGAACACCUGCGCACCGUUUUGGAGCGGCUACGACAGGCCAAGUACAAAGCAAACCGCGACAAGUGCGAGUUCGCACAGCAGGAGCUGGAGUACUUGGGACACUAUGUGACGCCGCAAGGCAUCCGUCCGUUUGCGGACAAGAUCGAGGCCCUACGAGUAUGGCCCGAGCCCACCAACACCACGGACGUCCGUUCAUUCAUGGGGUUGGCGGGCUACUAUCAGCGAUUCAUCACCGGAUACUCCAGGAUUGUUGCACCUAUGACGAGCAAGCCCCGCAACCGCAAUCCCUACGGCGAGUUACACCCGAUGCCUAUCCCACGGGAACCCGGUCUCUCCAUUGCCAUGGACGUCACCGGUCCGUUUCCUCGCGACCGGCUCGGACACGACGGCAUCCUCACGGUUGUGGACCGAUUGAGUAAGUACGCGCGUUUUCUCCCUUGCAAGUACUACUCCACGGCUCCUGAGCUGGCACGCCUCCAGCACACUGGUUGGAUUUGUGGCCACGGUGUACCAGAAGACAUUGUCAGCGACCGCGACACUCGUUUCAUGUCGGCGUUUUGGACUGCUCUCAUGCAGGAGUCCGACACAACAAUGAAACCAGGUUCGGCUCGAUACCCUCAGACAGACGGGCAGACGGAGCGGGCACAUCAGAUCGCUCAAAUGAUGCUUCGUACGCUCAUCCGUCCGGACCAGAAAGAUUGGGUUGACCGCCUCCCCGACAUCGAGUUCGCCUACAACACUUCGGUGCAUCCGGCGAUCGGCGUGACUCCAUUCGAGUUGCACCACGGUGGACGGAAAGGUCGGAUCUUCGCCGACCUUCUCCUCCCUCGACCAGCCGACAUCGACGCUGCCUGCUCUCCUUCUUCCGUCCGGAAGUACAGGGAAUUGCUGACUCAAGCCCGCGCAAAUAUGCAAAAAGCUCAAGUCCGCAUGCAGCAGCAAGCCAACAGGCGUCGCGUACCAUGUCCCAUCCGCGCCGGUGAUCUGGUUUGGGUCUCCGCGGAAGAGUUUGCACUGGAACAGGAUGUUUCACGCAAACUGCUUCCCAAGUGGUUUGGACCUUGGUCUGUGACAGCAGCCGCGGGCGAUGAGCCCUAUGGCCCUUCAUUUGUGAUCAACAUUCCAGAGCAUCUGACAGUCCAUCCGGUCUUCUACGCCUCGAAGCUGGCAACUUACACGCCAGCCAAGAGCGACGACUUUCCGGACCGACGAUCGCAGGACCCUCCUUCUAUGGAUGGCCAUCAGGAAGUUGACCGCGUCAUCUCCGAUCGCAAGUACGGCAGCAAGCCGCGACAGUAUGACGUCACAUUCAAAGCAUGCGAUCGCGACGACACUCGGUGGAUAUCAGGCGCAGAUUUGAAAGCAUCCGCACCGCUGAUCUACGCGCAUUAUGAAAAGCGCAGGUUAGCUCAGGAAGCUUCACGACCAGCCCCUCCCACCCGGACAAUGCAGCUCGUGCUUGAGAGGAAUCUUCCGGCGAUUGUCUACGACUUCGGCUAUAAAAAAAUGCCUUUUCCAAGCCAGGGAUUCGACCUCAUCCACGGCAGUGCCUGUGGCGCUUUGGCUGAGAACCACAUGGUGAAAAUGAUAGAAAUAGACCGUGUCCUUCGCCCAGGAGGGGUGUUUAUCUGGGAGGCUGGCCUGGCAAACAACUCGAAAGACGACUUGAAGGCAACAAGUGAUGCUGCAGAAAAGUUAUGCUGGACCCCUCAGAGAAUGAAUCUUUCGCAGUCGGCUGGUGUUCAGGCCUGGCAAAAGCCAAGGACUCAAGCAUGCCUCCUUUCGCGGCCUGAAGGCCAGUAUCCACCUCUGUGUGAACAGGUGGCAAGCAAUGCUUCAUUGAUGGCAAAGUGGACUAAGCUUCUUGAUCCAAAGGUAGCCAGGAAACAGUCGGCCAUUUCAAUGUUGCUUGGCGAUGCUAAUGGACCACUUGGUGCCCCUCAGAUUCCCUGCAUCUACAAGUACUCGAACCCCGCACCAUCAUUCAAAGAAUGGGAGUUCUGUCACAAACUGAGACCAGAUGCGGGACUACCACUGAAAGAGAACUGUUCCAAGCGAAUAAGGCAUCGACGGUGGAGCAUUGACGAUCUUCCGGACUGGCCAGCAAGGCUAAACGCCCUCUCUGUAAGGGUUAACGAGAUCCCAACCUUUUACUCUGCUGCAGCUCAGAUCAGGGCUGAUUUCAUUUACUGGCAAAGAGCAGUGGAGCAUUACUUCAAGGUGGACAAGCGCCUGCAGAAUGAAAUUCACAAUGUCAUGGACAUGAAUGCGAACUUCGGAGGGUUCGCUGCAAUUCUGAGCAACCACAGCUUGUGGGUUAUGAAUGUCGUUCCCACCACAGUGCCAAACACCUUGCCUGUCAUCUUUGAUCGCGGACUAAUAGGGACGACUCAUGACUGGUGCAAGCCCUUUCCAUCUUACCAGCGGACUUACGACCUUCUACAUGCAAGGAAUUUGUUCUCACUGCAGUGGAGAAGCUGCAGUGCGUUGACUAUUCUAAUGGAAAUGGACAGGCUUGUGAGACCUGAAGGAUAUAUUAUCAUUCGGGAUAAGCUUGAGAUUCUGCUGAUGAUCAAAGACGUUGCGCCGAAACUUCGGUGGAACGUUCGGCUCUUCGACGGUGAUAAUGGCCCGCUUGGAAAUGACAAGGUUUUGAAUUGCCGCAAGGAAUUUGUUACGCUUUAAACCAGCAGUACCUUUGCCGCUUGGAAAAUAGCGGGACUCGGGUAGGCAUCCGACCUUUGCAGCGGCCGAAACGAAACGACGGCCACCGAUCAGAUUUAUCAACGGUAGUCGUCGUCGGGCCUGACCUCCAAAAAUUCAGGCGCUUGGGAAAACUGCCAGUUUUCCCUAUUUUCCCAUGCAGGAAAGGUACCGGUGGUUGAGACCACUUCUUGCGGAGCAGUCAAGAUGAGAAAUGAGCCAAAUUUUGCCGAAGUGUACGCCAGCAAAAAGUAUCACCUGCCACAAGU